Molecule: messenger RNA, 666 nt
Organism: Diuraphis noxia (Russian wheat aphid)
Lineage: Eukaryota; Metazoa; Arthropoda; Insecta; Hemiptera; Aphididae
Source: RefSeq, a predicted model, not a curated record
AUGCCAAAACCAAAUAAAGAUAAGUGGAUAGAUAUUUCUAAGACUUUUUAUUCCAAAACAAAUUUCCCAAACUGUUUUGGAGCUAUUGAUGGUAAGCACGUCAGAUUUAAAAAUCCAGAAAAUUCAGGCUCUCUGUUCUACAACUACAAAAAAUAUUUUACAAUAGUAUUAAUGGCAGUGUUUGAUGCUAAUUUAAAUUCUACAUACAUAGAUGUAGGCGCAUAUGGUUGUGAAGCCGAUUCUACUGUUUUUCGUCAGAGUGUAUUUGGAAAAAUGUUAUACUCGCAACAGCUUCAAAUUCCGGACCCAGUUGCAUUGCCUUUGACUGAAAAUAAUAUUCAACCAUUUGUUUUUAUUGCUGAUGAAGCAUUUGGUCUUCACACAAAUCUAUUACGAAAAUUUCCCAGUUGUGGACUUAAUAAUACUCGUCGGGCUUUUAACUACAGGUUAUCGAGCGCAAGACGCACCGUCGAAUAUACAUAUGCUUUCAGACUUUUGACCAACAAAUGGCGAGUUUUACACACGACGAUUUUAGUGGAACCAAAUUUUUGCGAUGACAUAAAAUCAUGUUGUAUUAUCCACAAUUUUGUUCGGAAGAGGGAUGGGUAUAAUUAUUAUGGAGAAACUGAUGUGCUUAAUUUGGAUAAUUUGACAACACAUGGAUGA